GUAGCUCGGUCUCCAAGGAGAUGGGCUGGUUCUUGCGUUUGCAGCAGUCAUUGGCUGGGGACCUGACGGGCUGGGGCUUAAAACCGUGAGCAAGUGAAUUAUGUGCAAGUCCUUUCUGACUGGGGCAUUCGCAGCUCACGCAGCAGAGCGUAGAGGAGUAGACCGAGGCAGAGAGGAGAAUACCACGAGGGAGCCAUGGAGAAUCCACUCCAGUAUGAGGAUUAUAAGAAAACUGCUGAGUGGCUUUUAUCCCAUACCAAACAUCGACCUGAAAUUGCAGUCAUCUGUGGUUCUGGAUUGGGGGGCUUGGCAAAUAAACUGACCCAAUCCCAGGCCUUUGACUACAAAGAGAUACCUAACUUCCCCCAAAGCACAGUACCAGGACAUGCCGGGCGGUUGGUAUUUGGAUACUUAAAUGACAAAUGCUGUGUGAUGAUGCAAGGCCGGUUCCACAUAUAUGAAGGUUACCCACUCUGGAAGGUAGCAUUCCCUGUGAGAGUUUUCCGACUUAUGAAUGUACACACUUUAAUUGUCACCAAUGCUGCUGGUGGGCUGAACCCUGAAUAUCAAGUUGGGGAUGUUAUGUUGAUCCGAGAUCAUAUCAACUUGGCAGGCCUCAGUGGUCAAAAUCCACUCAGAGGCCCCAAUGAUGAGAGGUUUGGAGAAAGGUUUCCUCCCAUGUCUGAUGCCUAUGACCGGAUUCUGAGACAACAGGCCCAUUGUAUAUGGAAAGAAAUGGAACAGGAACGACCAUUGCAGGAAGGAACCUAUGUUGUAGUGGGAGGACCCAACUUUGAAACCAUUGCAGAGUGCCGCUUUCUGCAGAAACUAGGAGCUGAUGCUGUUGGCAUGAGCACAGUGCCAGAGGUGAUAGUGGCCAGGCACUGUGGCCUUCGAGUCUUUGGAUUCUCCCUCAUCACAAAUAAAUCAGUAAUGGACUAUGAAAACCAGGAGACUGCCAAUCAUGAAGAAGUACUAGUGGCUGGGCGCCUGGCUGCCAAGAAGUUGGAGCAACUUGUCUGUCUGCUUGUGGAAAACAUGCAGGCGCCAUCUGAGAAGACUUUUUGACCCACAGACUGCCUGGCCUCCUCGGUUCCCUGCUGUCCACUUGGCAUUCCAGACAGUGAUCGACUUUACUCCCUUGCUUGAGCCAUUUAGCUUUCUGCCUUGAGGUUGUGGUAGAAAAGUGAGAAGUGUUGGUAUUCUGUCUCCUUGGAAUAUCUACUUAUCCUUUCAGAUCCUUCCUAAUGGUACCUAAUUCUCUUUUAUUCCAUUAGUCUCUUCCCUACCAUGGAAAACUGGAUCAUUCCAUUGUACUCCUAUCCCUAGCUAGCAUCCUUCAUUCCAUCUCCAGUGGACUCAUCUAGGAAUUAAGCUAAGGCUGCUGCUAAUGUUUUGAAAAGACUACUCGUACAUUCCCGAGUCUUCUGCCAUCUCAUGAUUUCCGAGGCCCUUUGUGGUCCAGACCAGUUUGUGUUACAAACUUAGUACUAUGUGGGAAUAAAAAGAUAGACAGAAAUGUUUCUGCCUUUCUGUUGAAGACUUGACAGGGUGGGAAACAAGAGUUUUAGGUUGUGAGAAUAUAUCUGUAAAUAUGAUGAUGACAAAAGGUAUACAGACUUCUUAGACAAUAAAGAAUGGAUGUUUCUCUAGUUGUAUAUUAGUAAAUUAUGCUUAGGACCUUCAACAAGUACACAGGGAGCAGUGUUUUCUUUAACUUAGACUGUUUUAAUUCAAUUCACUUAGACACAUAUUAAGUACCACUGUGUGCAGGGAACUGUUAGGAUAAAUAAUAGAUAAUUUCUCACUGUCAAAGGGCAUUUGUGGUAGGGGAAUAUGAGAUGUAAAUGCACAAUAGGACAUAGAAUAAUAUUUUAGAGUCAGGAAAGAAUUUGGAGUUAACUCAUUUACAAAUGAGGAAACAAAAGGAGAAAUUCUGUCAUAUAGCCAGUUAGCCUACCAGCUGUAGAAAACCACAAGAACACAUACAAAGAUAUAGGAAAAAUUCAAGGACCAGUAAAUUAUCUCCCUUCUUAGGGUUUCUUAAGGACAAUUGUAUGGAUAAGGUUAAAAAGUUUUUAAUGCCUGGCCAAAGAAUCUGAGUCCCAGUCUAUAAAAAAUGAGAAAUUAUUGCAAAUUUUUAGCAAGAGAGAGAGUGAGCACCGUAGUGAGCCUAAUACAUUAAGAAGCUGUCUAGUAGCACUCUAAAUUAGGACAGAAAUAGAGACAAGUCCGAGGUCAGUUUAAAAGAUGGACAGUAAUCCAAUUGAAAUGCAACAGGCAUGAACUUAGCUGGUGACAGUACUGAUACAUUUAAGAGAUGAUUGGAAGUAAAAUCCAUAAGAUUUGGCAACAGAUUUGGGAGGGUUAGGAAGAAUCUAGAAUGAUCCUCAAUAUCCUGGCCUUGGGAAAGUUGAAAAAUAAUGGUAUUGUUAAAUAGAAAUUACAAAGAUAGAAUGGUGAAUUUUAUGGGGAAAAAGGGAUGAGUUGUUGAGUUUGACUUGGUCUAUGAUGUCUAGUUGCAGCUAUGCAGUAGCAGAUAUAGAUAGAAAUGUAGACCUGGAGCUUAGGAGAAGUCGGAACAAAAGAUAGAUCUGUGAAUCACUGACAUAGAGGUUUAUAGUUCUGGGAGUAGAUAAUGGAGAUACAGGGGCUGAGAGUGGGGAAGGAAGAGUUUUUCCUUUUAGGUGACAGGAAGAGGAUGGAGACCCAGUAACCAAAGUGUAAAACAAGUGUCAAAGGGGUCAGAUUUUUCACAAAGGCAAGAAAGGAUGAGAACAAGAAAGUUCCAUUGGUUUGGCAAUUAAGAGGUCAUUGGCAAUUUCAGAGAAUAAUUUCCCAAGAGUGAUGUAACAGUUAGUCAGAUUAUAGGGGGUUGGAUAAGCAAGUAGUCAGGACUUAACCUUUUAACUUAAUUCAACUAAGGAAUUAGGGGUUCUCUUAUAUAUGGCAUUUUAGCUAUGGAUGAAACAAAGGAAGUAAUUGUUUUCUGUUUUCCUGAUAGCCAAAAUGUUAUACCAAGGUAAAACUCUGAAACUGAUCUGGCACCCUUCUACUUUUCAGCAGGAUUUCCCUAACUCCUGAUGGCUUUUGCUCCCAGAGAAAUUAGUGGUCUUAUGAUACCUUAUGGCAGGCUGGAACCUCUAUUCUUGUUCUGGUUCCUAGCCAGUGCCCUGUGCUCUUACCCUUUUCUAUCUAGCUAUUAACAAAAGGAAAGAGUGGUUUUAUUUCUAUAUCAGGAUGUCUGACUUUCUUACUUAACUGUUCUCAGCCUAUGCAAUAUUGUGAUAUUUCAUGGUUAGCACCACCCCACCACCAAAAUAGUUGCUUCAUAAAAUUUUCCAUUAGCAUCUGCUUUUUCUCUCUGCCAGAACAGACAGAAAUUAUGGUUUGAGACUACCUACUGAAUUUUUCUCUUCUGGAUAAGCAUCUAACUAUAAUUUCUUUAUAUUAAUUAGAGAAAAGGCUCAACUUCAGGGUACCUGUUAGGAUGAGUGCAUUUGACCCAAAAGUGUCUAGUGCCUUUUUCAGGACCAAAUAUAACUUAAUUAUUAGCAAGUGUGUAGAAAGUAAUAAUAGGCCAUGAGAGUUGCAGUGUUUGGGAAGACAAAUUCAAAUAAAAGCUUACUGGUAUCCUAACUACAAAGCUCAGCUAGAGGAGGACAUGCACUCUACUGGGAGUGUGUUGAGUUCUUUAUGGGGUAAAGUGGCUACCUAAUUUCAUUUUCAUUUGAAAGAAAUUGAGUCAUUUUGUGGUGUCCUAACAUUAGUUAGCAACAAGAAGGCAAAGAGAAAAAUUAAUCCUGGGAGAAACUUGUAGCCAAACUCCAUAUGCCUUUAUUCUUAUCAUUCCCUUUCCCUGAAGUGUUCUGGGAAACAAUUCUUUUCCCUUUUACCACCUGAAAGAGAUAGUAACUCUUCAAGAGGGCUUACCUAAAACUCCAUUAAAAUUAUAGUUCUUUGGUUUUUGAAUAGCCCUUUGUACUUGUCCUAAUGUUUUUAUAUAUUCUAUUUUACAUGAUAGUUCUGGAUAUUCAUCAUAUUGUCAGUUUGUAUAUUUUACAUCUCCCCUACGUGAUUGUAAAGCUCUAUGAGAAUAAUAUUAUGCCUUAAUUGCAUUUUUAUUUAAUUAAAUCACCUAAUUUAGUAAGUCUUAAUGUUUUUAUAUAUUUAUAGUUCUGGAUAUUCAUCAUAUUAUCAAUUUGUAUGUUUCACAUCUCCCCCACAUGGUUGUAAACUCUAUGAGAAUAAUAACUAUGCCUUAAUUGCAUUUUUAAAAUUGCAUUAAUCACCUAAUUUAUAUUUAAUAAAUGGAUGAAUGGAAUGAAUGAAAACAACUAUAAGUAAUGCAAAUAUAUAAUAGUGCUUUAUGGGGCUUUGUACAAAGAGCUUUUCUUACACCAAUCAAUAAAUUGUUUGCAUUU
Molecule: messenger RNA, 4424 nt
Organism: Sarcophilus harrisii (Tasmanian devil)
Lineage: Eukaryota; Metazoa; Chordata; Mammalia; Dasyuromorphia; Dasyuridae
Gene: PNP
Product: purine nucleoside phosphorylase
Exons: 6
Coding region: 196-1068 (290 amino acids)
Biological process (GO): nucleoside metabolic process
Cellular component (GO): cytoplasm
Molecular function (GO): purine-nucleoside phosphorylase activity
Source: RefSeq, a predicted model, not a curated record